CGCCACAGCACUUAGGCCCGAAUCCACAAAGAUGAGCCUGCUACUUUGCUCCCGCGACGGCUGAACUCGAUGCGUUGGAAGAGUCACUCAAUGAGAAGUCAAGGGAAGGAAAGCCGCAAUCGCAUUAGGUCCAAUCCAAUCGAUUCAAGUUUAAAAACCCGCCCACCUGUGGGUAUACCUAUAUACACUAACGCGCUGCCGAUUCCUAUAACCGGACCUCCACGUCCCCUCCAGAGGAUACCUUACAUGUGGCCCAUCGAUCAACUACGGAGCCCAGGGAGCCAUGGCCGCCGAUUGUUGACGACUGCUUCAGAUUUCAAGGGUCCAGGCCCAUUUUCUACAUGUACGUAUGCCACGGAAAGUGGUCGCGGGAACGCCACAUGCAGCAGGGACGAGCAUUCAGGACUUUGCUUUUGUCCAACCCCCCAGGCAAUGACAUUGUGUGUAUGUAUACCAUAUUAUGCUUCCUUGGAGGGAAUUAUUUGGGAUUUUCAGACACUUAUCAAACUCAUCUCAUCUUUCUUAUUUAUCAAUUAAUUAAUGACAAUUCCUGUUGCACCUACUCCGCACUUUUGUCGUGAUCCUGAAAAUCUGUCGCCGCGAGCUCGGCGGGACUUCCUUCUUUGUUUUUCCCUCAUACCUCAACCUCCUCCGACUGCGGAUGCGAAUGCGGAUGCGUUUCGCAGCCAGAUGGGAUAGUGCGUUCCAAAACAUCAAGGCUCAGGCAGGUUCCAACGCUUGGAGAGGAACCUACCUAGCUCUCUUGUCUUGCCUCGAUUCUAUUUGUUUUUCUUGUGGAAAUAAGACGAGAAAGAGAGAAUCAUCUCACGAGACCUCAAGUUUAGCCACCAACAACUCAGCAUGGUUGAUCACCAGCUCAAAUAUACAUACAGUAUAGCUGACGAACCCCGGAACCAUGAGUGGACAACAAUUAUUCUUGCUCGGGCAAACACCGCCAACUUUUAGGACCCACGAUGUUGGGCUUGUCCAGUGCGUCAAGAAUCGAGAAGCUUGCUCUUCAGCCGUGUCAAUGGUCAAGGGGCGCUAGGCACGUCCGACCCAAUGGGCCUUGAAUUUCCAAGAUCCAAAUACUGAUCUGCUCUGCUCUACUGGCUGUACCAAAUAACACCCAGCCAAGCGGAUAGACUAUCGACCAAAGCGCGAUCUAUACUUUGGUGUCGUUCUGCAGUGUACAUGGCAUGUGCCUGCUCGAAGUUCCGUUAACCGCCUCAAGCACACAACCCGGCCGUUCUCGCACGCAUGGCAGCCUACGCUUGCCUGAAUCCGGACUGGUCAGAGUCAACCCUCAACAGCCGGAUAUCGCUUGUCUACAUGUAUUUGUUACUCUUCUUGACCAAAACACCAGUUUGAAAGCCGAGUCAUGACGCCCGUUUCUAAGCUGUGUUUCGGCAUUACCUGCUAGGGAUUUGGUUCGUUCAUGUUGAUUUUCGAUAUCACUACAUGGAAGUCACCACGAUUUGAGCCAUCCUAUAGUAUCGCGUCUGUCACUCACUGGUAAGAUGUAGUAUGCAAGUUGAAACAUAUCUGGUACCGAGGCAUCUGCACGACUUCGGAUGAUGGCUUAGUGGAGUCUGAACAUUGCUAGAUUUGUCCAUACUGGCGUUCGCGUCUGUGGCAAUUUACCGCACCGCUCUCUGCAUCUCUUCCUUCAUUGAGGCAACUUCAGAAAUGGAUAUUGAAUAUCGGGGAAUGAGAGAGCUUGAAAGUUGAAUGAAUUUGGAACGCUUCAUCAAGACAGACCCACGACCGUGCGUGAGCUUGGGCUAGGGGUCGCCCUGGCAGAUUUAGAUGGCGGAGCCAUACUACCAGCCGCCACAUACAUACAAUUCAGCCCAGCAAGAGGAUUUUCAGGGUACCUGGUCGCUGGUUGCUCGAUACAGACCAAGUUCAUGGGCCUGUACACCCGUCGCAGCGAAACAAAUUAAUACUCUGGUUUUGGGGCUGUCACCUCGGCUUCUGGAGAUGUACCUUCACAAGUGAGGAAAGGAUGAACCGCACGACGUUAAUUCUCCCGUGGUGGCUGCCAACUAAAAAGACAAGACCAGAGGCUCUUCAAUAACACAUGCCGUCGGUGUGCCUAUCCAGACGCUCAUUGGACGAGGUGGUUCGUCGCAAUUGCGGCUCCGAACCACCUAUUUGAGACUUCGUUCUGGAAACAUGGGCAUCGAGCAACACACGAACGAGUAGAUUCGGGGAAUACGGAGCUGGGGGGAUGGGGAAUUGGAGCAUACGUCUAGAUGCGCUGUACCACCAUUUGUUGGCGGAGAACUCUGGGGACCUGGCUAGACUUCGUAUCGUGUUACCAAACAAGCACCAGACAGUCCUCGCAAGUCAAAGUACAAGAUUUAGGUACCAAUCUACGGAUACUAAGUUUGAGGUUCAUUCAUGGAUGCUCCGAAAGACAGGGUAUCGGGCACCUAAAUUCUUAUUCUUCCCUUGGACAGAUUUGAAUUGACAGGGCUUGAUAUUGACUUUGGCCAGCUUGUGUCUUUUGGGAACUUCACCAACAAGCUAUUCAAUUUUCAUUAGAAGAAUCAAAUAUUCAAAGCAUGCAUUAGCCGGCAGCAGCAGGCAAAAGCAAUCCCUGGCUACAUACAGAUGCUUAUUUUAGCCGCAUGUGUAAAUCCCGGUGAGCUGCACGACGACGUUGGAC
This is a messenger RNA of Fusarium verticillioides 7600, 2674 nucleotides long. RefSeq lists its product as hypothetical. The coding region runs from base 70 to 537 and encodes 155 amino acids. The record is from RefSeq and is a predicted model, not a curated record. The transcript is spliced from 2 exons. NCBI's taxonomy places the organism in Eukaryota, Fungi, Ascomycota, Sordariomycetes, Hypocreales, Nectriaceae.